AAUCAUGACCCUUCUUCGCACGUGCGACAGAAUUUAGCUUACAUGUGGAUACAUUAGCAAAACAACUUGUUUAUUUCAACUUUUCAAGACUAUAAACAACGAGGAAGGACAUGUUAACGAGUCAGGACACAUUUCUAAUGUAAGUUAAUAAAACCGAGGUCUCAGUGAAACGUUUCCGCCAUGGCUCUGUACUUGAAAGCCGCUCAGAUCCUGGAGAAAGCCGAGAAGAAGCAGGGCGCUCUGAAAACUCUGGUCUACGACAGCAAGUUCUCGAACAUCAAGCAGCUGUUUGCGCUGGCAUGCGAGACGCAGAAGUAUUCCUGCGUCCUGCAGCAGAUCAUCGAGUCCACGAAGCUGCUGAAGCACACCAAGCUGAAGAUGCCCCUAGCCAAAGUGCUGGUCUACGACCUGCUGAUGGGUCAGGGACUGAAGUGCGGCGGGUCCUGGAAGUCCGCCAUGAUGAAGCACCGGCCCAGACUGCAGGCAGAGCUGGCUCGCAUGAAGGUGAGGCAGAAAGUCAGCAGGAAUGAAGAUCUUCUCCCAGCCAGCGCCCAGCAGUCUGAUCAGCACCAGUUACCCAGGUAUGUGCGCGUGAACACUCUGAUGACCACCGUGGAGGAUGUGAUGGACUGCAUGAAGAGGGAUGGCUUUACCUACCUGGGACAAGCUGUCAGACUGGAUAACCUAAACCUGAAGGGGAAGAACUUUGUGAGGGACCUGCACCUACCAGAGCUGUUGGCUUUUUCUCCUAAAACAGACUUUCAUGACCACUUCCUGUACAAGGCUGGUCACAUCAUUCUUCAGGACAAAGCCAGCUGCCUUCCAGCUCAUCUCCUCAACCCUCCUCCUGGUAGUCAUGUCCUUGAUGCCUGUGCCGCUCCUGGAAACAAAACCAGCCACCUGGCAGCCAUCAUGAAAAACAAAGGCAGGUUGUUUGCCUUCGAUCUGGAUGCCAAACGUCUGGCCACGAUGUCGACUCUGCUGCUCAGAGCAGGAGUCACCUGUCAUCAGCUGGCCAACCAGGACUUCUUAAAGGUGGACCCCGACUGUCCACAAUACAAAGAUGUCGAGUAUAUUUUGCUGGAUCCAUCUUGCAGUGGAUCAGGUAUGAUGUGCCUGCGGGACAACGCCCCUGCUGACGAGGAGAAGGAGGAGGCUCGCCUGGCCUCCCUGGCCUCCUUCCAGCUGCGGUGCCUGAACCACGGCCUCAGGUUUCCCCGCCUGAAGCGUCUGGUUUACUCCACCUGCUCCAUCCACAGACAGGAGAACGAGGAGGUCAUAGCUGCCUGUCUGAAGGAGAACCCUGGCUUCAGGUUGGUGCGCCUGCUGCCUCAGUGGCCUGAACGAGGACUGGAGCCUCUCUCCCAGUGUUUGCGUGCCAGCGUCACUACAACACUCACUCACGGCUUCUUUGUUGCUCUGCUGGAAAAACACAAAGAUGCUGAGAGAGUAAAAAACACACCUGGUGUUCAGAAAAGCAAUGUGGAGGUGACGCCUUCUGAUUCUUCUGUUGUUGAGGGAGAACCUGCAGCUCUGGUUGAAAACUCAGACCCUGAGGAAAAACUCACGUCUGCUGCAGCAGAGACUGAAACUUCACCCAACAAGAAGAAGAGGAAGAAGAGAAAGAAUAAACAGAAGACGACAGAAAAAGCAGACUGAAAUACUGAAUCGCUGCAGUGUUGCAUGGAGGAAACUUCCUGUUUUCUAAAAAGAAUGAGGUGAAUUUAAAUGCAAAGUAAAGUUUAGUUUUUACUACGUCA
Molecule: messenger RNA, 1760 nt
Organism: Austrofundulus limnaeus
Lineage: Eukaryota; Metazoa; Chordata; Actinopteri; Cyprinodontiformes; Rivulidae
Gene: nsun5
Product: NOP2/Sun RNA methyltransferase 5
Exons: 4
Coding region: 181-1659 (492 amino acids)
Biological process (GO): rRNA base methylation
Cellular component (GO): nucleolus
Molecular function (GO): RNA methyltransferase activity
Source: RefSeq, a predicted model, not a curated record